Andrographis paniculata is the source of this 3299-nucleotide messenger RNA. RefSeq names its product putative leucine-rich repeat receptor-like serine/threonine-protein kinase At2g24130. The record is from RefSeq and is a predicted model, not a curated record. Gene Ontology annotation, biological process: protein phosphorylation. Bases 87 to 3062 code for a protein of 991 amino acids. Gene Ontology annotation, molecular function: protein kinase activity; ATP binding; protein binding. Lineage: Eukaryota; Viridiplantae; Streptophyta; Magnoliopsida; Lamiales; Acanthaceae. The transcript has 2 exons.
UCUUGUGCAACAUUACAAGCCACAAAACCUCAAAUUCAUCAAACUCUUGCCAUUGUUACCUCCUUAAAAACUUCAAAUUCUUUUUGAUGGGGUGGUGCAACUUUUCCAUGUUUGAUCUCAUCUUCUCCAUUGUAGUUCUCUACGCCGUGCAUUCGCGCAACGACGCGCGAAUCUUGCACGACGGCCUAUCCCUUCUUUCCUUCAUGUCGGGGAUUACAAACGAUCCUCAGAACUCUCUGCUGAGCUGGAGAUCAUCAUAUCCUUCCUCUGCUCAUAAUCUGUCCCAAGUAUGCGAAUGGUCGGGCGUGGGAUGUGAUGCCAACAAGAAUCGAGUUGUAGAGCUGAACUUGAGCCAUAAGUCCCUCCAUGGAACCAUCUCCCCUGCCCUCUUCAACCUCUCAGAAUUACAGAUUCUCGACUUAUCUGGAAACUUCUUCCAAGGAUGGAUUCCAGUCGAGAUCGGUUCUCUUUCCAACCUCGUAGAGCUCAGCUUAUCGACCAAUCUUCUCGUGGGAAAAAUUCCUGCCGAGUUGGGAUUUCUUAAGGAACUUGUGUAUCUCAAUCUGGGAAGCAAUAAGCUGUCUGGUGAAAUUCCUACAUCACUUUUCUGCAAUGGCUCAUCUUCCCUGCAAUAUUUAGACUUGUCGAACAACUCACUAACCGGCGAAAUUCCUUUAGAUAAUGGAUGUGAUCAGCUCAAAGAGUUGAAGUAUCUUCUUCUUUGGUCGAACAGGCUUGUGGGAGAAGUCCCUUUAGCCCUUUCAAAUUCUUCAAAACUGGAGUGGCUCGACUUGGAACAGAAUCUGCUGACAGGGGAGCUGCCGUAUGAGGUUUUCGCUUCCAUGUCGCAUUUGAAGUUCCUGUACUUGUCCUACAACAACUUCUCAAGCCACAAUGGCAACACUGACCUCAACCCCUUUUUUGCAUCCUUAGUUAACUCCUCUAACUUGCAAGAAAUUGACUUGGCUGGUAAUAACCUCGGAGGAGAGUUGCCUUCUAUUAUUGGCGAUCUCUCUGCUCUUGUACAGAUUAACCUCGAUUCUAAUCUUAUACACGGUCCAAUCCCACCGCAGAUUUCCCGGCUUGUCAAUCUUACCCUCCUGAAUUUGUCUAACAAUUUUCUUGAUGGCUCUGUACCUUCUGAACUCUGCCAAAUGGGGAGGCUGGAGAGGUUAAUUUUAUCGAAUAAUUCACUCUCCGGCGACAUUCCAUCCACCUUAUGGAAUACGCCUCAUUUAGGCCUUCUAGACCUGUCAAAAAACAAACUCUCUGGCACCAUCCCUGAUAGCUUGUGCGAGAUACCGCAGCUGAGGAAGCUUCUGCUCUAUGAAAACCAGCUGUUGGGAUCCAUUCCACAGAGCAUAGGAAAAUGCAGAAACUUGGAGAUUCUUGACCUUUCUCAUAACAGGAUUUCUGGGGAGAUUCCAAAUGAAGUUUCUGGUUUGACAGGUCUAACAUUGUACCUGAAUCUGUCCAGCAAUCUCCUGUCUGGGAAUAUUCUGCUCGAGCUUAGCAAAAUGGAUAUGGUGCUGGCCAUUGAUCUGUCGUCGAACAAUCUGACAGGGCCAUUGCCUUCACAGCUUGGGAGUUGCACUGCUCUGGAGAAUCUCAACCUGUCGAACAAUGCUUUGGAAGGACAGUUUCCUGGAUCCAUAGGGACCUUGCCUUACCUAAAAGAACUCGAUGUCUCCUUCAAUAUGUUAAGUGGGGAGUUGCCGAUAUCUCUGCAGGCAUCAUCAUCUCUGAAGGCCAUGAACUUUUCCUACAACAACUUUUGUGGGAAUGUCAACAAUGAGGGUGCUUUUUCAUCACUGACAAUCAAUUCUUUUAUCGGAAAUGGCAGGCUCUGUGGCUCGGUUAAGGGCCUGCAGAACUGCCACAGAAAGAGGCCGCCUCGUCGCCAUUUCUUGAUGGCGAUUCUCCUGUCAUUACUCAUUACUCCCAUGUUCUGCAUAGCAGGAUAUCCUUUAGUGUUGAGAUCAAAGUACAGAAAGGAACAGCUGCCUGUUUCGAAAGGCAAGGACAUUGUAGACGAAGAAGAAGCAAGAUCCGAGGAGAUAAAGUAUCCAAGGAUUUCCCGGAGACAGCUGAUCCAAGCUACUGGAGGAUUCAGUGGUUCGAGCCUAGUGGGAUCCGGCAGAUUUGGCCAUGUCUACAAGGGAAUUCUUCAGGACAACACAAAGAUAGCUGUUAAAGUUAUCAAUUCCAAAGCAGCAGGAGAAAUCGCAGGGAGUUUCAAGAGGGAGUGCCAGGUUUUGAAGAGGACUAGGCACAGGAAUCUAAUCAGGAUAAUAACUACCUGCAGCAGGCCUGAUUUUAAGGCCUUGGUUCUUCCAUUGAUGCAGAAUGGAAGCCUUGAGAAUCAUCUGUAUCCAAGCCAUGGUUCAAAACACGGGUUGGAUCUCAUGCAGCUUGUGAGCAUUUGCAGCGAUGUAGCCGAAGGGAUGGCCUAUCUGCACCACCAUGCCCCUGUCAAGGUAGUGCAUUGUGAUCUCAAACCGAGCAACAUUCUUCUUGAUGAUGAUAUGACUGCCCUGGUCACUGACUUCGGCAUUGCAAGACUGGUUAAAGGUGCUGAUCCUGUCGAUGAGUCCGGAUCCUACGACUCUACAGAUGGUCUCCUAUGUGGCUCAGUUGGCUAUAUUGCCCCUGAAUAUGGAAUGGGAAAGCAUGCUUCAACACAAGGAGAUGUUUAUAGCUACGGGGUUCUUAUACUGGAGAUCGUGACAGGGAAACGCCCCACAGACAUACUUUUCCAAGAAGGUUCUAACAUGCACGAAUGGAUUAGGAGUCGGUACCCAAACCGGCUAGAGACAAUUAUGGAAGAAGCCAUGGAGAGAUGUGCACCGCGUGCAACAAUGGCCCCAUGUGACAAGAAGAUAUGGCGCGAUGUGAUCCUAGAACUUAUAGAAAUAGGCCUAAUCUGCACACAGCACAACCCUGCCAUUAGGCCAACUAUGCUUGACAUUGCUGGCGAAAUCAGCCUUUUGAAGCAGUAUCUUUGCAGCCCUUCAACUUUAGCUACCGAGCAAACACAAACGAACUGCGAUAUUCUUUUAUGAAUAGAAAAUCUACAUUUUCUGAUGCAUCUAUCAUCAAGUUUCUGCCAUUUUUCAGUGAGUCCUUAAGGUUGUCGAUAAGUAGAGUCACAGUCUAUGUUUUCUAAUCUGACAAUGGCAGAAGGUUGAUGCUACUAUGAAAUUCUUUAACUCUGAUGAUAUUUAUUCAUCCAGACAAUCAAGAACACUGAACUAAAUCAUUCUUUGAGUCUACCAUUAAGUUAAAACUUAAAAAUGUUU